Molecule: messenger RNA, 1017 nt
Organism: Chaetomium globosum CBS 148.51
Lineage: Eukaryota; Fungi; Ascomycota; Sordariomycetes; Sordariales; Chaetomiaceae
Exons: 2
Coding region: 1-1017 (338 amino acids)
Source: RefSeq, a predicted model, not a curated record
AUGGCGCCAAACCAGAUGGAACGAACGACCGUGCUAUCACAGUUCGCCCCGUCCCAACUUGAUAUCGAUAUUGCUUCUCGACCCGGGCCGCAUAAACCCAAAACCACGAAUGCCGACGCUUCCCCACCCGCCGUUUCCGUUACGGUAACUGAGCUCCCAUCUCCUCCGGCCUCGCCGCUGGGGGGGAUAGGAACUCUCGAAGCACCACCUCCCGAGCCGAUGCCCCCCGCGAAGGCAACAGAGCCAUGCACGUUCCCGCUAUUCCCCUUCCUUCCCGCCGAGCUGCGUCUCAAGAUAUGGGAGUGGUGCGGAACCACACGCUCGGGUCGCAGGCACAUGUCGUUCCUCCCUCGGACAAUGGAGCUGCACACGCGGCGUGCCCACUACGCCGACAAGAACCCGCACGGCGGCACGCCCAAGUGGCAGUCGCAGUCUCGCAACCCGGCCGCGCUGUCCGUCUGCGUCGAGGCCCGCGCCGCCGCCCUCGAGCACUACACCGUCGCCCUGCCGCUGUUCACCCUGCCCUCGCGCACCCAGACCUCCGAGCGGCCCGGCGACCUCCUGCAGCACAGCGACCGCGUGCUGUACCUGAACCUGGAGCAGGACACCGUCGUGCUGCUUGGGGACUUGGCCUACGAGCGCCUGACCGCGCUGCUCGCGUGGUUUCGCCGGAUGGAUAAGCCGGUUCGCGGUCGCGGCGGGGGGAUUGGCCUCCGGAGACUGGGGAUCAGCGUGGCGCUCUGGACGCACGAGGGCGGCGCUUUAACGCUGAGUGCCUUCUCGCGCACCGUCCUGGCCGAGAUCGAGAGGUUCACCCUGUUCAUGUUCUCGGAGCGGCAGCCGCCAGAGGGGUGGACGGGUGGGCUCUGUGUGCUCGAGGAGGCCGCUGCCGAUACCGACUACUACCGGCGCUUCGUCAUCGGGAGGGGGAGGCAGUUUCGCGUGGGGAAUGGCUGGAUGGUCGUCGGGAAACAGCCCAUGAAGCUGGCCGAGAUUAUUUUCGCAGAAGGGUGGUGA